Fusarium odoratissimum NRRL 54006 is the source of this 2234-nucleotide messenger RNA. RefSeq lists its product as uncharacterized. The coding region runs from base 82 to 1611 and encodes 509 amino acids. The transcript has a single exon. Lineage: Eukaryota; Fungi; Ascomycota; Sordariomycetes; Hypocreales; Nectriaceae. The record is from RefSeq and is a predicted model, not a curated record.
CUUAAAUCAAUCGACUCUGCUCAAUCUUCUACUGGUUCCUACUCGCCACUGCUUCAACUUUGAGUGGUCAACGGUUUUUCGAUGCCCCUGUUCAAGAACUUUCGCAGCGGCGCAAAGGUCGUGGACCAAGCGGUCAAUCUGGAUCCUCACACCUGGACAUUGCCAUCGUCAUACAAACCUGCUCAGCCAGACGGUAAACAGACAAUCAUUCCUGACCCAAGAGUCUUCUCAAAUGUUUUUUCUAUUCCCUGCGAAACCGAAGCACAAAGUAUUGAGACUCUAUUGGCAUACCCCGACGCGAGCCAUGCUGCCGUACAUCUGGCUCUUCUUGAAUGUUUUCGCAACCUGAGGGCUGGCGCAAAGGCGCUUGACGUCGAGGUCAUCCAACCACCUUCAUAUGACGAAACCAAGAGUCCAGUGCCAGCGUCGCCUUCAGAGCCUACGCAACUUCCCGCAUCCCAAAAAUGGGAUCUUCUCAUAAAGCUCGCCGUUACUCGAUUUACUACCUGGUGGUCUGGCAUCGAACUAUUACUGAACCACGCGAAUGCCUACUCGCAUCAUGGCGGCAGCCGUGCUGCUCUUCAGCUCACAAAGGACUAUCUGCCACCGUUGGAUAUCCUACUCGUCUGGUACGCACUUAUGCUGAACUCAGAGGCUUAUGAUGCUGCCUGCGACGCACAGGGUGCCAAUGCCACGCGCUUGAAAAGUAUUUGCUUCCCUUGGCCUGCCAUUCGCGAUGUCUUCGAUAUGGACAAGAUGCAGCUUGUACUCCCUCGAUCUGCACAGAAGUUGUUCACUAAUAUCACCUCUCAACCAUGCGACAUUCUUGAGUAUAUCCAGAGUCCCCCGGCAUAUGCCGACACCGGCAAAGUGCGUAUUGAGACGGAUUUAUUUAGCGAAGUCAAGAGGCAUGAAGAUAUCAUGGAGGAGUCCCAUAAGCUUCUGUGGAUACGUUCACCUGCCUUACAAGGGUCCCUGAUCCGAGCGGGCUUGGAGUACCUCGACUUUCACUUGAGGGAGCCCAAUGCAGUGGAAGAGGAGAUGCUUUGUCAUCAGUCCUUCGGCGUUAGGCUUUUCUGGAGGACGCACCGCCUGUUUCCAAGACAAUACAAGGCCUUCCUGAAAGAGAUUGGAGGCAUACAGUCGGAACCAACGCAGGGCCAGGACCUCAAACGAGAUGCGAAGAUUCUUUUCGAUAUGGACGACCCAUCGCCCAUACAGGAGCACUGCCAUUGCUGGACCUGCGAGCGCAUUCGCGAUGAUAUCCCAGAAUUUGUCUACACAAAACCUUCAGCAACAGCAUCCUCUUCUACGAGCUUGACUACCAUGCAGAAGCAAAUCUCUUCGUUAUCUGCCGAGAGUCUACUUCAGAUUCAAGAUGACCUAGGCUUCUACCUUGCAGUUGAGGACGCUCGCAGAUCAGGGCUGCCAUUGCCAACUCGGCCACCGACUACUACAGAGAAGGAAGCUGAUAAGAUUGCUAAGCAGAAACAAAAGGAGCUUGGAUAUAGACCGGGAUUGAAUGAGUAUGUGGAAGUGUUACCUGAUGGGAGACGCAAGAUCCGGACGCAUAAGUAUGCAAGUGGAAUGUGGGGUACGACUUGGGUUUGAUCUUUGCAAGCAGACAUUUGUAUCAGUCAUAUCAAAAAGAGGCAACAGGUUUCAAAUUUAUUGGAUAAGGCGACCGUUUGGGUUGUCAGAGGCGAUGCUUUGUUGUUUGAUAAUGGCUUCUCCCUCGAACUUUAGCGGAAGAUGUAUACCAUCAGUUGCAACUUUCUACAACCUGAACAGCAACCGCUGCCUAAUCUUUCCGACCUGCACUUACUAUGACACAUUUAAUGGCUGCCCAUAGCCUGGUGCAAGACUAGCUACUCCCACUAGGAACAAGAUCUCGAGCCAGUCUAGCCACAAUCCCAAGUGCAUCCAUCUUGUCGCUCAUCGGCUCUUUCAGUUCCUUCGCUGGGCGAUCAAACCGUCGCCAAACCUCAAUAAACCGCUGCUGCCCCUCAUCCAGCCCAAUACCACGAAGUACAUUAUACAUAUCAUCGUGAUUCGCAAGCCGCUCCAGAUCCUCGGCGCUAACAGCCGUAGUGGACGGAUGUUCCUUACCAUAAACAACAGCAAGGUUGACGCAGUGUAAUAUAAGUGCUGCUAGACCAGCUGCCAAAGCCGUAGCCACAGAUGAGCCUGUGCGUUCUUCAAAGUCAUCUGGUAACGCCCCCUCUCGGUGUGGA